This is a messenger RNA of Parathielavia appendiculata, 2919 nucleotides long. RefSeq names its product P-loop containing nucleoside triphosphate hydrolase protein. Lineage: Eukaryota; Fungi; Ascomycota; Sordariomycetes; Sordariales; Chaetomiaceae. The annotation marks the transcript as partial. The transcript has 15 exons. The record is from RefSeq and is a predicted model, not a curated record.
AAGCGCCUUGUUCCAGUUGACGGUGAAUCUAGCAGUGCCGAACCCAGUCGAGCACCCGUGCCAGACGAACCAAUCCCGUCUGUCGAAGAAGAUGGACGCAGCACGACCGAAACUAGCUCAGUGCACUCCCCCACCCCGGCCAUCUCCGUUAGAAACAGCGAGCCGGCACAGGGGUUUCCAGAACACGCCUUUGCCCGCCCUUCUGCAACGCAUGAUGCGGAAACUGAAGAUAUCGGGGACCGUCUGCAACAGCUCCAGCUCCGCAGCUCUACUGGCCCCUCUGCGUCCUUGGCACCGGGAUUGUUAAGUGCGCAGGCCAUCCUUCCCAGCGCCGAAUCAGGGCGUCGAGAGCAGACCCCUCGCCUUUCGCCUGGCACUUUCUCGGCGGCAUCUCAGGGUUCCCGGCGCAGACGUUCAUCCUCAAUGCAUCAGCGACGGUACAAUGUGAGAGAUGAGGCGCCACCGCAAGACCGGUUCCACGAGCCAGCAUUCCAGCAGGGCUUCGUUGAGGCGCAGUCCCUCAUGGGCCGGCUAGCUAGAGUACUCGGGAGCAGCGCUUUGCAUCUCAACCCGGAUUCCACCAUGAAGGCUCUGCGCGACAAAGCCGACGAGCUGGCCAAGUUUCGGUGUCCCCAGUCCCGGAUCGUGGGUCUUGUUGGCGAUUCGGGAGUUGGCAAAAGCAGUUUGCUAAACUCCCUAUUGGACUCCCACAAUCUGGCCCGGACGAGCAACGGCGGAGCGGCUUGCACGUGUGUCGUCACCGAAUAUUACUACCACAAUCGUGCCGAUUUCGUCAUCGACGUGGUCUGGUUCACCCAUGAAGAACUCCAACAGCAGCUCCGCGACCUGGUGCACGCCUAUCGUCGUAACCACUUCCACGCGCAGGAGAUGGAGUCGGAAGACGAGAGACGAGACUGGGCCAAAAGGGCCCAGCUGGCUGAAGACACCUUCAGAGCCAUGUUUACAGACCGCUUUACGACUGCCGUGCUUCGCUCGGACGACUCGGAUGACAACAUCGUCGAAGCGUACUUGAACUGGGCCAUGGACUUGCGUCAUAUUUACGAUGUUUACCGACACACAGUUACGAAUUUGGAGAAAGAGUGCUCUAGCCUGUUGAUGCGGCUUACUUCGGACCGUGAUGGCGCUGAGGGCCCAGGCGUUUGGCCCUAUAUCAAAAAGAUCAGGGUAGGUCUAGAUGCGCACAUCCUCAGCACAGGUCUCGUGCUGGUGGACCUUCCUGGCCUCCGCGACCUAAACAAGGCAAGGCAAAACAUCACGGAGCGCUAUAUCCGUGAGUGCAAUGAGAUCUUCGUGGUGUGUCCCAUUGGACGCGCCACAACCGACGGUGGCGUGCAGUACCUCUUCUGGCUGGCUCGUCAAGCAAGAUUGUCGAAUGUCGGCAUCAUUUGUACCAAAGCCGAUGAUAUCCGCGCCGAUGAAGCCCAAAGAGACUGGGGAGGCGCCCGGGCGACGGAAAUCCAGAGAUUGCGUGGCUCCGUAGCCGAGGCAGAGCAACACCUCGCUGCUCUGAUUGAGCGCCUGGAUGACCUGGAAUAUCUUGAAGAUCCUACCGUGGAGGAGCAGUUACAACAAGCUGACCUGUCUCGGCAACGUGAACGGACAAGGCAUGUUCUCAUUGAAAACCGCAGAUUUGAGCUCCGACGAUACCUGAUCACCACACGCAACAAUACAGUGGCGACCCAACUUCUUGCGCACUACCGAGACAUGAUACCGGGAGGCAACCUGCACGUGUUCUGCGCCAGCAACACACUCUACUGGGACAAUCGUGAAUUAAGGCCGCCGCAGGUCGCUACCACAUUCCUCGAGCUCAGCGGUAUUGUCACCAUACGGAGGUAUUGCAUGAAUCUGGUUUCGGAGAGCCAGCUCCGGAUCGCCACCCGUUAUCUGCGAGACGACAUCCCUAAUCUGCUCAGCAAGGUUGAGCUCUGGGUUCGGACAGGAGCGGGGACUGCCGACGCGGAGAAGAAACGCGUGAUCCGAGAGGCUCUGGACCAGUUUGAGGAUCAGCUCCGGAGUAAAUUCGUCGGUGCUGCAUCACCACUCAACCAACUGGCUCACGAGCUUACAGAUGCUUUUAGCGAAGUUGUGUACCAAAGGCGGCAAAUUCAUCAAUGGACUGAAGGGGCCAUCCAGGCUGGGAAAGUUUGGGCAGGCUGGCCUCACCAAACAUACGCUGCAUUUUGCAGACAUUAUGGAGCCCACAUCACAAAAUUCACGGCAAUAUAUCGCUGCUGGAAUGAAGAAGCGAUGAGGUCAAUGAAUGACGAUCUUGCCGAGCCAUGGAGCCACCUCAAAGAAGAAGUCCAGCGCCGACUUGAGGCCGCUCGUGUGUUUGACUUGGAGACGCUAGAAGGGGCUGUUGCUCGACAUUUUGAAGGCAAUGCGCUCGGCGCCGUUCCCGAAACUGUUGCCCCGCUUCGGACUGCGCUGCAAUCCAGCAAUCGGCUCCAUGUCCGGGCCAUUGAAGACCUUAGCGCAAAAUUUGAAGCAAACCUCAGCAAACUCCGAACCGACGCCCUCUCGGGCUUACGCACCUCGUACUUCGGCCAGAGCAUGGAAUCCACCUAUUGGAGCGCAAUCUGCCAAUCUGGCUCAGGGAGCUGGGGCCGCAAAAAAGACAUCAUCAACGGGACGCUCCGCAACGAAGCGCACUUCAAAAACCUGAUGCAGAAACUGAAGCGCGAGUUCGAGGACCUGGCUUCUCGGUUUGAGGAUGAUGUGCGAAGUGCUGUUGAGGAGCAUUUGGGUGUUACCAAGGGUACGUUGGACAUGGUCAGGAGCGAACAUGUGACGCUUGAGAGUGAGCGUGACCCGGAGUUUAGGGCCCGUGUGGCAGAAGAACUUGGGCAUGUGAAGGAGGGCUUGGAGCAGGUGCAGGCGGUGUGUGAAGUUGUAUGA